AAGUCUUUGGCUUAUUAGAGGAAUUUUUGCACCAUAUUUACAAUUCUGAUUGAGACGUGCAAGACCUGGUUGAUUUGGUGCUAUUAGUAUUGAUAUGAAAGAAUGAGUAAAGAAAAGUAUUUUUUUUUCCUUUUUUCCCUUAAAAUAGAUUAGAAUGAAAAUCUCCUCAAAAGAUAUUUUAAAUUUCCUGAAGACCAAAAGGGAGAUCUCAUUGCUAUUUAUAGUCUCAAAACCACAGGUUACUAGUCAUACCAUCUUCCUACUAAUUUAUGCAACCAUGGAGAAAGCAUUCGCCUCUUGUCUAUUAACACACUUGUUGCUUCACUAUGCUAUGGCUAGUUCAGCCAUGACUCAUACCAACAUUACCACUGAUCAAUUAGCUCUUCUUUCCCUAAAAUCCCAAAUCAUUUCGGACCCCUUUCACUUCUUGGAUGAAAGCUGGUCUCCAGCUAUUUCUGUUUGCCAUUGGGUGGGAGUCACUUGUGGCUCUCGUCACCAAAGAGUGAAAUCCUUGAAUCUUUCUAACUUGGCUCUUAUGGGCAGUAUCCCCCGUGAUUUUGGAAACCUCACAUUUCUUGCUACUCUUGACUUGGGAAGCAACAAUUUUCAUGGCAAUUUGCCUCAAGAAAUGGCACGUUUGCAUCGACUUAAAUUUCUUGAUAUAAGUUUCAACAACUUCAUAGGGGAGGUUCCUUCUUGGUUUGGGUUUUUACACGAACUUCAAGUUCUAAAUCUUGGAUAUAAUAGUUUCACUGGUUCCAUCCCUUCUUCAUUUUCUAAUAUUUCCACACUUGAAACUUUGAAUCUGAGAUCCAAUUUCAUAGAGGGUCAAAUCCCAAAAGUGAUUGGAAGUCUCAUAAACCUUAGAGAAUUAAACUUGAGGGGUAACAAGCUCAUAGGCUCUAUUCCUCUAUCACUCUUGAAUGCCUCAAGGUUGGAGUCUUUAGAUAUAUCUUUUAAUUCACUUGAAGGAAACAUUCCAGAAAGGAUCGGCAAUCUUCACAACUUGAACGAGUUGGGCAUACAAUUUAAUAAGCUUACAGGCUCUAUACCAUUGUCAAUUUUCAAUAUUUCUAAAAUCGAAGUCAUUGCAUUUACAGGAAAUAGCUUAUCGGGAAUUCUUCCAAAUGGUUUAUGCAAUCAUCUCCAAAUACUCAAAGAGCUUUAUCUACACAAAAACAAUUUUCAUGGUCAUAUGCCUACAAGCUUGUCAAAUUGUUCAGAACUUCAACUAUUGGAUUUAUCAGUAAAUGAUUUUGAUGGACCAAUACAUAGUGGAAUUGGAAGAUUGAGUAACUUGCAGAAACUGUCCCUCAAAUAUAACCAUUUCACAGGGAUAAUUCCGAUCUCCAUAUUCAAUAUCUCCUCACUGCAAUAUUUGAUACUACGACGCAACAAUGUUAGUGGAUACUUACCACGGGAGAUUGACAAUUUAACCAAGAUGCAGAUGUUAGAUCUUAGUGAAAAUAUGUUUAUUGGUGAAAUACCCAAAGAGAUAAGCAACCUUAUUGAGCUGGAGGGAAUCGAUCUUGCGUAUAAUAGUUUUAGUGGUUCACUUGCAAUGGAGAUCUUCAACAUAUCAGGGCUGAGAAAAAUUUCUCUUUCAUUCAAUAAUCUAUCAGGAACUAUACCAUCAAACAUAGGUUCUGUCUUACCCAACAUUGAAGAGCUUUAUUUGAUGGGCUUAACAUAUCUUGUUGGGACUAUACCUCAUUCUAUUUCCAAUUGUUCAAAACUAACUAUUCUAGAGCUUUCAUACAACCAACUCAGAAAAACUUGAUUCCCAAUUCUCUUGGAUAUUUGACUCGUCUACGGGAACUAAACUUGGAGUCAAACAAUUUAAAUAGUGACUCAUCGUUAAGCUUCCUGACUUCCUUAACCAAUUGCAGAAAUUUAACAUAUCUUUUUCUAGAUUUGAACCCUCUAAAUGGUAUGCUUCCAGCCUCCAUCGGGAAUCUUUCAACAUCUCUUACAAGCUUUAUCGCUAGUAAUUGAAAAA
This is a messenger RNA of Lycium ferocissimum, 1999 nucleotides long. RefSeq names its product LRR receptor-like serine/threonine-protein kinase RGI5. Gene Ontology annotation, molecular function: protein binding. Lineage: Eukaryota; Viridiplantae; Streptophyta; Magnoliopsida; Solanales; Solanaceae. Bases 155 to 1780 code for a protein of 541 amino acids. The record is from RefSeq and is a predicted model, not a curated record. The transcript has 3 exons.